AUGUUCAGCGACAAACCACCAGACUCAAUACUAUCCUUUAGGGAUAUGCCUCCUCAUCGCUCUGAAGUCAAUCCACAAGCCAGUUCUGCCUCACGAUUACUUUAUAAGCCCAGUUAUGAUCUUCAAUUUGAUCUCGAGAUGGCGCAGAGGCGAAGCGAGAAAGAACCGAGACAAGACGAAUUACCACACCCACCUUUGUCAUAUGACGACGAAGGUCAGGAAGGAGAUGAUACAUCAAACGGACUGGAACCGAAUGGAGUCGAAUUUGGUUCAAAACUUGAAACCGAGAAUGUGUUUGAUGAAGAAACUUUGAACAGCCUUUUACUUCCACCUUCACCUGAAUACACUCCUGGUCUCGAACGUGAACUUAGACCCAACGCCAUCUUUCUUUAUAAUCGAUCGGUAGGAUUACUCAAAACCGAACAAAUCAUCAGUCAUAUCAUUCAAAUGGUCAAGACCCGAGAACUCAACUUUGAACAUUUGGAAUGGAUUGACGAUUUUAGUUGUGUGUUGGCCUUCAAAGACAAAUCAGCGGCUAUUGAGGCUUUUACUACUUUACUUCUAAAACCGGAUGAGGUCGAAGGAGAAAACGGAUUGGCAGAGGCCAUCGAUUUCUUAUCCUGCGUACCAAGCCGUCCUACACAAGAUGUCCUUGCGGCCGCUGCCGAUUUUGUUUUUGCUCUCAGGCCUUCGAAACCACUCGCCUCCAGUUUAUUUGAAACCAACAAACCCAACCCUCUCUUACAACCUACUCGUCCGGAACAGUUAGUACCUUUCAUCCGUUUCGCCACCAGCCUCGAUGUCAAACGGGUUCGAGCUCGAGAUCAUAGUCUUUUUUACGUCCUCCAUGGAGAUCGUGCUGGUCGGGACGGCGUAUCAACUCAGAAGGCCUCAUCUUCUUUCCAUCAGUCCUCUAAACGUCGACGAGUUGAUAAUCCUUCAAGUAGAAGACCUGGCCCGGAUGACGAAACUUGGUCUCGAAAUCGUCCCAUUGCUCGUCUACCAUCCGAUCGCCGUGAUGGUCGAUCGCGUCACCGAGGAGCCGCCACUGCGGCUGAUCUUGACGAUGAGCUAGAUCGUUUCAUGUGUCAAGCUUCGACCAGUAAUGAUCAGGAUGGGAUCAAUGAUCACGAUGAUGGCAGACCUGGCAGCGACGAUGAAGACUCACAUCAGCGAAGGUCAAAGCGACAUGAACCUGAAAGGGAACAGUUCUCUAAAGAAGACCUGUUCCCACGUAGUCGGUUAGGUGCAGGUGGCGGUAAUUUGAACGAUGAGGUAUCGGAAGACAAGGAGCGACAAAGAACACCUCCUGAAGAUGGACUGAGAACGUGGAUUGUACAAGCUGAUGGACAAACAAAUGAAGAAGAAUUAGGAGAAGAUGAAGAACUUGUGGAUGAAUAUGUUGAGAUGAUUGAUGAAGAAACGGGCAAGAAAAUCAAACGGCUCACUCAAUCUCGACGUCGAAAGAGUCGUUCAUCUGGAAAUAAGGGACGUGGAUCAUCUUUUGGAAGAUUGUUUGGAUCAUCUAUCGGAAGAUUAUUGUAA
Melampsora larici-populina 98AG31 is the source of this 1545-nucleotide messenger RNA. RefSeq lists its product as uncharacterized. Bases 1 to 1545 code for a protein of 514 amino acids. NCBI's taxonomy places the organism in Eukaryota, Fungi, Basidiomycota, Pucciniomycetes, Pucciniales, Melampsoraceae. The transcript has 3 exons. Gene Ontology annotation, molecular function: RNA 7-methylguanosine cap binding; mRNA binding. The record is from RefSeq and is a predicted model, not a curated record.